Anopheles maculipalpis is the source of this 2782-nucleotide messenger RNA. It is a transcript of the gene dos, whose product is annotated as protein daughter of sevenless. The record is from RefSeq and is a predicted model, not a curated record. Lineage: Eukaryota; Metazoa; Arthropoda; Insecta; Diptera; Culicidae. The transcript is spliced from 8 exons. The coding region runs from base 6 to 2759 and encodes 917 amino acids.
GCCAGAUGGCGACAACGAAUAAAGAGGUCUACCACGAAGGAUGGCUCAUCAAAUCGCCACCGACGAAACGUAUCUGGCGUGCGCGAUGGCGAAGGCGUUGGUUCACGCUCAAGCAGGGUGAGCUGCCCGGUCAGUUCUUUCUCGAGUACUACACCGACCGCAAAUGCCGUAAGCUGAAGGGCAUCAUCGAUCUGGACCAGUGCGAACAAGUGGACGCUGGGCUACGGCUCGAUCGGCAGAAGGAAAAGUACGCACACAUGUUUGACGUGAAAACGCCAACCCGCACGUACUAUCUGGCCGCGGACACCGAGGAAGACAUGCGCGGAUGGGUGAACUGUAUCUGUCAGGUGUGCAGCCUGCAGGAAACGCAAACCGUCGACGAUCGGCCAUAUUAUAACAUCGGCGCAAUCAAUAUGGCUGAGGCGAUCAAUAUGGCGGACACGGUAGUCGAGACGAAACCUCCGGGAAGAUCAACGACGAGCAAUGGCGCAACAGCAACGGAAACGGACGUGUCAAACGAAACUGAAACAACCAUGCUGAAUCAUUCGGUUGCGGGUGAAGUAACUGCGGAACAGUCGCAGCAUCAGCAGCAGCAAAAGCGUACGCCAGCAGCGUACAAUCCGUACGGCACGUAUCAGAAUGAGGAAAUGAUGGGCUUCCGUUCGAUGGAUUACACCAACCGGGAGACGAUCAUCUGCGAAGCGAAGCUCGGCCAGCCCGCAUCAAAUGCGGCCGAAGCGUACUCGAACCUGGACGUCAUUAUUGAACGUUCCCAAUCGUUGCGUGGUAAACCGUCGUGGACGAAAAAUGGUGAACCAUCAUCAUCCGCUUCGACUACCGCAAAUGGUAUCGGGUCAGGUCCCAUGGUACAUCAUAUGCGUACCCAAUCACUAAACAUCGAACAACAGCAGCAGCAGCAGCAGCACCAGCGCAGUGGAAAGAAGAUCCCGGAAAAUCUUAAACUAACCGAACGUACCCCAUCGACGAGUGCGUUCGAUAGUGGACCGGAACAACCAUCUCCAGCGUUGAGCACCUCGUCCGGCCCGUACAUACCGAUCAGUGAAUGUUACUCGGGCAGUCCGGUAACACCGUUAAACUCACUUGAUCCACGGUUCUACGAAACACCGCGCAGUCACACCAACAUUGGCUUCAAUCUCGUCAACAACGAGCAACCGUACUCACCAAAGAGAAGCAAUGUUGGUGGUGGAGGACAGCUGGCAGGAUCGUCCGGUGGCCCUUCAUCGCUUGUAAUGGGUUCGGGAGGAUCCGUUGCAAGCAAAGCGGGUGCUGGACUACCAAUCUGUAGCGGUAAAUCGAGUCCAUCCGAUUCCGAAAGCGUAUUUACGGAUGACGAAUGGACCGCAGCUUCACCGGGGGAAGGGUCGCGCAGUGGAAGAGAGGGUGCGAAUGGGAAUCGUGGUGGAGCUGGUGCGACGGGUGGAACGAUCGACCGAAGUACCCGUCCGUCGGAUAGUUCGAUCGAAAACGAUGCCGUCGGAUGGACGUAUGUGCAGCGCUUUUCCAAAGUUCCCAACACGUCGGAGGAAAAGCCUCAGGUUCAAGGUGGAAAUGGGAGUGUACCGGGACCGGCCGGUGCACCACCGAGACCGCCGAAACGGGCGAGCAUGAACUUGGAGGGGAUUGAAAAAACAAAGGAUAUUAUAUCUUCCGAUACGGAGAAUGUGUCUCCUGCCAUCGGGCCGAGAGAAGCUAGUGCGCACAUCGAACAAUUCUACGAUAUUCCACGCUCCCAUCAACAUCCGUACACCGGUGGUAGUAGUAUGCAUCUGCCCGAUGGGGAUCUGCUGUCACCGCUCAGUCAGUGUGAUCUGGUCGCCUCCAGCACACCGAACCUGAUCAGUGAGUUUGGUAGUCAGGCGGGCAGUCAGUGUGGAACGCUCGGACGCCCCCGGCCCCAUUGCUACACGAACGCUGCCCCGACCAAGGUGGAGGGCAAUGUGUUUAGAUUUGAUUUCAGCGAACAGCCUGAUUCAUCAGCACCGGCCAUCAAUCGUCGCUUAAAGCCACGCUCGUCGCUCGAUAUUACUAAAUCGAUCGAGUCCGUGACGCAGGGUGUUAAGCAGCAGAUUUCACUCGGUGGGAACGGUUCGACAACGCCCGCACCGGCCAUACCGGUUUCCAGUGCGGGUAGCGCUGUUGGUCAGCAAUCGUCAGCUAGAAGCCCUCCGACGGUCGAUCGUACCCGGAAACCGGCUACUCCAAAGAUCGGUACCAACUCGAUGCGUCGAAAGGGUGGACCUGUUUCGCUAAAUCUCGCAUCGAAUCAAACAACCGAGAGCACGUACGGCAAUACCCAGGAUGCAAACAUUUCGCUGCUGUCGGUCAUAUCACCACGCGCUGCCGGUAAAAACGAGGAUCGCCUGCAAUAUCUCGAUCUGGACCACUCGAACAGUCCGCAGAAAACGAACCAAAACUCGAUCUACUCAUCCGGUCCGAGCAGUAUCGGUGGUGGUGGUGUUGGCGCAGCCGGAAGCAAUUCAAACCACCACAAUCAUCAUCCGGUGGUUGGUUCUAGCAGUUCCCUAGUGCAUGAUAUGGUUGGAGCCGGAUCAUCUCGGCACCAUCAUCAUCUUCAUCACCAUCGGGAUGGUGAUGCGGCCCUCACGAAGCCAGCUGUUCAAACAAGCCGCACACCGUACACGACAGUUGAUUUCGUUAAAACCGAUGCGUUCAAUCGAGUGCGGGCCGAUUCAGAGCUUACGCGCGCUCAGUCACGGCUGAAGGAUCAAACGUCCUAGACUCUUGGUGAAGGGCGUUUUAA